AGGUUUUAUUAUUUACUUUCCAAUAAACACAAGCUUUGGUGCUCUAGGCACGAAAUGUCCACAACUUAAAAACUAGCCUUGUGUUGAAACAGAUGCUUAUCAACCCUGGGCACUGCCAAAAAGGCUUUUAAGCUGGUGCUUUCGGUGGUGAUGGUCUCCGCCACCCUGCUGGGAGCCAUGGCAUGUUCUGUCCUCACGGGGCAGGGAGCGAGGUGGUGGGAGAACGUAGGUUGGAGGUCCUGUUUCCUGUUUGCAGGAAAGGAGAUCUGUGGGUUCCUGAUAAGCUAUAUGCACACCUGGGUUCAAUGUUCUCCGUUUGAUAACCAGCAACUCGCAUGGCAUAAAAAGCCAAUCCGGGCCCUGCUGGACCAGUACCGACAGCAGCCAUGGCAAAGCUUCUUCUCCUCACAGGUCUGGCCCUUCUGCUGAAUGCUCAGCUAGGCUCUGCCUACCAGCUGAUAUGCUACUUCACCAACUGGGCCCAGUACCGGCCAGGCCUGGGGCGCUUCACGCCCGAGGACCUCGACCCCUGCCUCUGUACUCACCUGAUCUACGCCUUCGCGGGCAUGCGAAACAACGAGAUCACCACCAUCGAAUGGAAUGACGUGACCCUCUACCAGGCUUUCAAUGGCCUGAAGAACAAGAACGGCCAGCUGAAAACGCUCCUGGCCAUCGGCGGCUGGAACUUCGGAACUGCCCCUUUCACUGCCAUGGUGUCCUCUCCUGAGAACCGCCAGACCUUCAUCACCUCGGUCAUCAAAUUCCUGCGCCAGUACGACUUUGACGGGCUGGACUUUGACUGGGAGUAUCCUGGCUCUCGGGGGAGCCCGCCUCAGGACAAGCACCUCUUCACUGUCCUGGUCCAGGAAAUGCGUGAAGCUUUUGAGCAGGAGGCCAAGCAGGUCAACAAGCCCAGGCUGAUGGUCACUGCCGCAGUCGCUGGUGGCAUCUCCAACAUCCAGGCUGGCUAUGAGAUCCCAGAGCUGUCCCAGUACCUGGACUUCAUCCAUGUCAUGUCCUAUGACCUCCAUGGCUCCUGGGAGGGCUACACUGGAGAGAACAGCCCCCUCUACAAAUACCCAACCGACACUGGCAGCAAUGCCUACCUCAAUGUGGAUUACAUCAUGAACUAUUGGAAGGACAAUGGGGCCCCAGCUGAGAAGCUCAUCGUUGGAUUCCCAACCUACGGUCACACCUACAUCCUGAGCAACCCCUCUGACCAUGGAAUCGGGGCUCCUAUCACUGGCCCUGGCCCUGCUGGGCCCUACACCAGGCAGUCUGGGUUCUGGGCCUACUACGAGAUCUGUCCCUUCCUGAAGAAUGGCGCCACUGAAGUGUGGGAGGCUGCUCAGGAAGUCCCCUACGCUUACAAAGGCAACGAGUGGCUUGGCUAUGACGACACCAAGAGCUUCAAAAUCAAGGCUGACUGGCUGAAGAAGAACAACUUUGGAGGCGCCAUGGUCUGGGCCAUCGAUCUGGAUGACUUCACGGGCACUUUCUGCAACCAGGGCAAAUUCCCCCUGACCACCACCCUGAAGGAUGCCCUGGGCCUGCAGAGCGGAAGUUGCACUGCCCCCUCUCCGCCCAUUACACCAACCACUCUUCCUCCCACCAGUGGGAGCGGGAGCGGGGGCGGAAGUGGAAGUGGGAGCGGAAGUGGGAGCGGAAGUGGGGGCUCUGGCUUCUGUGCUGACAAAGCCGAUGGCCUCUACCCUGUGGCAGACAACAGAAAUGCCUUCUGGCACUGCAUAAAUGGGAUCACGUACCAGCAGAACUGCCAGGCCGGGCUAGUCUUUGACCCCAGCUGUUCUUGCUGCAACUGGCCGUGAACCUGACCUGUUCUCCAUCCCCUGGGGUUCUGAACAGUCUUCUUCCUUUAUCUUGCUUCUAACUGGAGUUCUGCAAUAAAAUCCAUCAGUCAAAACA
Messenger RNA from Pipistrellus kuhlii (Kuhl's pipistrelle), 1926 nucleotides. RefSeq names its product acidic mammalian chitinase. The transcript is spliced from 11 exons. Gene Ontology annotation, molecular function: chitinase activity; chitin binding. The record is from RefSeq and is a predicted model, not a curated record. Bases 387 to 1829 code for a protein of 480 amino acids. Gene Ontology annotation, biological process: chitin catabolic process; carbohydrate metabolic process. NCBI's taxonomy places the organism in Eukaryota, Metazoa, Chordata, Mammalia, Chiroptera, Vespertilionidae. Gene Ontology annotation, cellular component: extracellular region.